Torulaspora globosa is the source of this 4014-nucleotide messenger RNA. RefSeq names its product mitotic regulator LTE1 (gene LTE1). Gene Ontology annotation, cellular component: plasma membrane. The record is from RefSeq and is a predicted model, not a curated record. Lineage: Eukaryota; Fungi; Ascomycota; Saccharomycetes; Saccharomycetales; Saccharomycetaceae. Gene Ontology annotation, molecular function: guanyl-nucleotide exchange factor activity. Gene Ontology annotation, biological process: positive regulation of GTPase activity; Ras protein signal transduction. Bases 1 to 4014 code for a protein of 1337 amino acids. The transcript has a single exon.
AUGAAGCAAAUGGAUUGUUUUAAUAAGCCGGAGUACUAUCCUGUGCCGUCGGAGACUGUGAUUUCAUACGCCAGAGGGGAUGGAAAUAGUGGUGGUAGAAAACAGGUUUUGAAAGCGGAUCUUUUAGCGCUGAUAGUGUUCCUUACGUCUCCGGAGGAUGCCGUUGAUUAUACCGCGAUUUCAGAUUUCUUCCUGAUCUACAGGAACUUCAUCUCGCCAAUGGAGUUGUCAGAUCUGCUGAUCCUGAGACUCCGCUGGUGUAUGAGUGAGAGCAGCUCGCCGAACGGGGAAAGGCGAAAGAUCGGUAAGAUUACGCUGGUGCGAACGUUUGUGUUGUUGAGGCACUGGAUAUUGAAUUAUUAUGUUCAAAAUUUCCUUCCUGAUGUGAAUCUGCGGCUUCGUGUAAUCAAAUUCUUGAACGAACCGUGCGAGUCAUAUCCUAGCAUUGUUAAGAGCAUAAUUGUUAAUCUCAAGAAAGCGUGGGUCCGUUGCUCAAGGCGAGUAUGGACAAAUCUGGCCCUUGAUGAACCUGCUUCCGUGGGACAGGACGACAGGUGGGCAUUAUAUGAGAUAAAGGAUUAUACACAGUUGGAAGAACUGCGAAAGAGGGGCAGUCGGCUGAGCACUUACGCCAAAAAUGGAAGCUCGAGCCCGAACUUCCGCAAUCAGAGCGUGCUUUCGCUUUUCAAGGAAUCGGAUGUCUUUAAGAUUCCAGACUCUGUCGGAGCAACUUCACGAACAGCUUCCAUGGUACUUUUUCCGUGCGACAACUCUAACGUCAAGACAGGGUUUUGCUUGGAGGGUGAGGAUAAAUUCGGCAAUGAGCAGAAUAACGCCAAAGCUACUCACUCUGAGCAUAAACGUAUGGUAAGCAAUCUUUCGAAGAUGACCAAUGUGUCGGGGAUGCUCAGAGACGUUAAGGAAUCUGUAUCACCUAACCUGGACCAGCUAAUACCGCCAACUCCCGCAAAGAAGGUCGAACUUAUCCUCAAAUUGCCUGAAGAUAUAGGCUCCGACAGCGAGGGAAAGGAGAUCAAAAGGAAUGGCGGCAAAGUCCCAGCGGUAGAAAACUCUUCUAUUGAGAAACAUCGUGGACCAAUGGCAUUGCUAUCAAAAUGGAAAAAUAAUCACUCAAGAACAGCGAAGUUGCGAGCUGGUGCGGCAUCCUCAGUUUCCAACAGUUUUGCGAAACCGGAAAUGGAUAAUUUUGUGAAGUAUGUCAUCUCCAUCACCUCUUUGGAAACGAAGGCCCAAGAGCUUGAGGAUCCCCAAAGUCUUGUCAGCUCUAAAUUCGACAUCUUGAGUGCUAGAACGAUAGAGGAAGUUGAAUUCCUGGUUUCGCUGGAAAAUGAUCUCAUUUCCCAGGUGCGCGGUUCAGUUGAGCCGCAUGCCGAUGCACCAGCUAAUGAUUUGGUCAAGAUUGAUGACGAAGAGUCCGUGGAAACUCAGGGUUUUAGUGCCGUGGAUAACUUGAACUUGUAUCAAACCGUUAGCUCCAUUGCAAACUCUGUCGUUUCGUUGUCGAACAACCUAAAUCGACCUUCCAAAGUGCCUAACGGAGCUGUUUCUCCGUCUUCUGCUGCGUUAGAAAGACGAAAGGUUCAGAGUUCAAUGGCAGCCAUUUUACGCUCAAACUCUAAAUUCAGUUUUGUGAGUAGAAAUAAUAGCAUGAAAGAAUCAUCAAACGAGCCAACGGAUGGACCGCAGAGAUUAGUGUUUCAUGAUUCCGAAUCGGUAGACCGAGGAAAGGGUGAUAAUGAGACCUCUUCUGAGGCGGCCCCUCAGCUGACUAUGUUGAAAAAGAGGUACUCACAGUCACCGACUCGGACCUCACCGCUGCGCAAUAACUUGCCUAGUUUAGCAGAGGAUCACUUGACUAGUAGUAUGCAUGGCGGCAUGACUAGAGGUUCAAGCUAUUCUUCCAUAACAUAUGAUUCAGAUUUGUCUAUGUCGUCUCGGGCUUCUCCAGGUGACAGACACAUUGAGAAUGACAAUCAAAGUAUAAAUGCACUAAAACGGAAGGGAGCUCGAAAUAACUUACGUGAGUUUACAUUUGAAAGCCAAAAAAGGAAGUCGAUGCAAGAUAUAGAAUCUGCUUCGUCUUUCGUAACCACGAGAGAGUCUAUCGAUGGAGCAACUCCUCUCAGUCAAAAACCGCCGGACAAGGUAGCACGGCCUGCAAGCGGGCGUAUAAGCAUAAUGAGGAAACCCACUAUAGCCAAAAGUCCACUUCGAAGCAUUCAACAAUCCCAGAAGGAAGAUCUAGAUUUCUUGCUGAGAGAUAAGGAGCUGAUGCAGAAUGAAUUGGAGGUUGCUCUAUUGCAGAAGAAGACGGCAUCAAUCACCGCCAGCGUUGACACCGGCGUGCUGUUUGUUUCUCAAAAUAACAGUCCAAAAAAGCUACCACAACAGGAAGCGCUGUGUAUCAGGCUGUCUACUACACCUAGCAUACAAUCAAUAACUGACAAGAGCCCUGUGUUAGUGAGAACUACGAUGGAUAACACAGAAGGCUCGAGCGAAACGCAGGAUCCUAAUGAGGGUCUCAAGAAUGAGCUCCACAGGCUUAAUCUACAGACGUCAGCAGAUUCGUCUUUGGGUUAUCCCGAGUUUGAGGAAUCUGUUUCACUUUCUGAUGCCGCAAAAUCUUCAGGACUGAAGAACAAAUAUUUAUUCUCACCCGACAACGAUAGUGUAGACAUUGCUUCUCCUGCUAAAAACGUAGAAGAGCUAAAGGAUAAAUUUUUAAACAAAGAUGAAAAGGAAGAUACUUCAGAGUCGCCAUCGCAAACGGACGCAACCAGUACAAACGGUUUAGCUGAUGAUGCCGAAAAACUUAUAGCCGAGUUUAAAAACAAGGCGAUGCAGGAAGAGAAUAUUCUUAACAUUGUGAGUCUGCCUGACGAUUCAGUUCAUGAUGACCCGGUCAACGUUGCUCUAAUGAAGCUUGAGGGCACCUAUAAGAAGGGUUCGGAUGACAAAUCGGGUAGCGAGCAGGAAAGUAGGUCAUCUUCUGUUUUGGCCGAAGAGGUGGAUAUGCUAGGCAUCGCUGAUCUAUCUGUCCCACAAAUCGAUCCGAGUGAUAGGCGCAGAUCAUUGCUUAUUGAGAAAAGAAGGCAAACUAUCAUGAACAUUCCAUUCACUCCUGAUACUGAGAAAGAUGCAGAAAGAGUUAACGAGAAAUCAUUACGCAUGGAUGCGAAACAACUCCUACAGGGGUACCAGCUAAAGGAUCCCAGUCUGCUGAUAGCCAACAACGAUCUACAUGUCUCGUUCAUUUUGAUGUACGAUUCGCUGUCAAUAGCGCAACAAAUGACACUUAUCGAGAGAGAGCUCCUAAGCGAGAUUGAUUGGAAUGAGCUGUUGAAUCUGAAACUAGCAGGCUCUGCGCCGCGGGCUACGAGCUGGCUGCAGCUUCUUGUUCAGAACGAGUCGCUCUCCGGCAUAAAUCUAGCAAUCGCAAGGUUCAAUUUGAUGGUUGAUUGGAUAGUGUCCGAAAUUGUGCUAACUGCAGAUGUUAAACUCAAGAGAAAUACGAUACAGAGAUUCAUACAUGUUGCGGAACAUUGCCGGCUUUUCCAAAACUAUAACACAAUGAUGGAGAUCGUCCUAGCGCUCGGUUCUACUACCGUUCAAAAGUUUUCCGAAGCCUGGAGGUUAAUCGAGCCUGGCGAUUUGAUAACUUGGGAAGAGUUGAAAGUAAUACCAUCCCUGGAUAGAAAUUACUCCACCAUCAGAAAACUGCUGAAUGAUGUUGAUCCGUUAAAAGGUUGCGUCCCCUUCAUAGUCCUCUACCUUUCUGAUAUUUCCCUUAACUCAGAGAAGAAGAGCUGGUUUGUGGAGAACCAAGUAGUUAACUACAAUAAGUUCGACACCAACGUACAGAUGGUCAAAAACUUCAUUCAGAGGGUGCAGUGGUCCAGAUACUACGAUUUUCCCGUGAACCACGAGCUAUUAAGCAAAUGCGUCUAUUUGACAGCCCUUACCCAAGAGGAGAUCACUCAAUUGACCCGCUAA